GAAAGACUUAAAACUAUCAUGCAAACUAAGACACACAUAGUAUUAGUAAAUUAAUGUCAUGGCAACCACCCUUAGAGCUUCUCCUAUGAUUACCACCACUGCUUGGCUGUUCAUCGCCGCAUUCAUAUUGCAUAUUAGCCUACACCUUACAGAGGCACAAACUGGAGUAAGUUAUGGAAAAAUUGCAAACAAUUUACCAUCCCCACAAGAUGUGGUGAACCUUUACAAGUCCAACAACAUAAAAUCAAUGAGACUCUACUUCCCUGAUCAAGCCACCCUUCAAGCCUUACAAGGAACAGACAUCAAACUCAUGUUAGGCGUCGCGAACGAGAACAUUCGAUCGAUUGCAUCGUGUCGAUGUGCUGCCUAUCGAUGGGUUCGAACCAAUGUACUCCCAUAUAGAUCAUCGAUCCAAUACAUCGUAGUCGGAAACGAAGUUGAUCCUUCGAAUGAAAUAGCCUCAUCCGUGGAACGUGCCAUGCAAAAUAUUCUAUACGCACUAAAUGCGUUACGUAUAAACCAAAUGAAUAACGAUAUUAAGGUCUCAACAGCUAUCAACGCAAAUUUAAUAACAAAUUCCUACCCACCAUCUAAUGGUCAAUUUAAGGAUACAUCAUAUAUGUCUCCAAUAAUAAACUUCUUAGACAAUAAUAACUCACCUUUAUUAGUUAAUAUAUACCCUUACUUUGCUUAUGUAAAUGAUCCACAACAUAUUUCACUAGACUAUGCAUUAUUUCAGUCCACUGGAAAUGUAUUUACUGAUCCUAAUAAUGGGUUAGGCUACCGUAAUUUAUUUGAUGCAAUGGUGGACUCAGUCUAUGCGGCUCUACGAAGGGCCGGUGCGCGACAUCCACGUGUUAUAUCGUCCGAGAGUGGAUGGCCGUCGCACGGUGGAUUUGCUGCCACGAUGGAUAAUGCAAAGAUUUAUUAUAGAAACUUGGCUAAUCAUGUGAAGCAAGGGACUCCUUUGACACUAGGGCAACCUAUUGAAUCAUACUUGUUUGCAAUGUUUGAUGAGAAUCAAAAAGAUGGGGCUGAAACUGAACGUAAUUUUGGGCUUUUCUUACCAAAUCAACAAUCCAAGUAUGGCCAAAUCAAGUUCUAAGUGCUCAUCGUAGGUAAUAAUUUAUGUAAAAUCUUGUGAUGGGUUUACACUACCCAAACAAAAAAGAGAACUUGUGACGGUUGAGGUCCAGUUAAUUGGGCCACCUCAACACACACAAAAAAAAGAUGACUAUGUAUUGUACUAAAUAAGAUUAGCAUCUUUAUGUAA
Molecule: messenger RNA, 1273 nt
Organism: Beta vulgaris subsp. vulgaris (sugar beet)
Lineage: Eukaryota; Viridiplantae; Streptophyta; Magnoliopsida; Caryophyllales; Amaranthaceae
Product: glucan endo-1,3-beta-glucosidase
Exons: 2
Coding region: 59-1105 (348 amino acids)
Biological process (GO): carbohydrate metabolic process
Cellular component (GO): plasma membrane
Molecular function (GO): hydrolase activity, hydrolyzing O-glycosyl compounds
Source: RefSeq, a predicted model, not a curated record